Arxiozyma heterogenica is the source of this 2460-nucleotide messenger RNA. It is a transcript of the gene MLH1, whose product is annotated as mismatch repair ATPase MLH1. The record is from RefSeq and is a predicted model, not a curated record. Gene Ontology annotation, molecular function: ATP hydrolysis activity; mismatched DNA binding; ATP-dependent DNA damage sensor activity. Lineage: Eukaryota; Fungi; Ascomycota; Saccharomycetes; Saccharomycetales; Saccharomycetaceae. Gene Ontology annotation, biological process: mismatch repair. Gene Ontology annotation, cellular component: MutLalpha complex. Bases 1 to 2460 code for a protein of 819 amino acids. The transcript has a single exon.
AUGUCAGAGCAGCAAAGAAGAAUUAAACCAUUGGAUGUGAGUGUUGUUAAUAAAAUUGCAGCUGGUGAGAUUAUUAUAUCUCCGGUCAAUGCAUUAAAAGAAUUGUUAGAAAAUUCUAUAGAUGCUGGUGCUACCAUGAUCGAUGUAUUAGUGAAAGAUGGUGGGAUUAAAGUAUUACAAAUUAGUGAUAAUGGUUGUGGUAUCCAUAAAAGUGAUCUGCCUAUACUUUGUGAAAGGUUCACCACAUCUAAGUUGAUUCAGUUUGAGGAUUUGGAGUCUAUUUCGACAUAUGGUUUUCGUGGGGAAGCAUUGGCUAGUAUAUCACACAUAGCUAAAGUGACGGUAACUACAAAGACUAAAGAGGAUAAAUGUGCAUGGAAGGUUUCUUUUAUGGAAGGCCGUAUGUUAUCUGAUCCAGUUCCAAUUGCUGGAAAGGAUGGAACCGUUAUUCUGGUAGAAGACCUAUUUUAUAACAUUCCUUCUAGAUUAAGGGCUUUACGUUCCCCAAAUGAUGAAUAUAACAAAAUUUUAGAUGUGUUGGGCAAAUAUUCCAUACAUUGUCAAGGUAUUGGUUUCACUUGUAAGAAAUUUGGUACUUCUACUCUUUCAUUAACAGUUAAACCAAACCUUUCUAUUAGCGAUAGAAUAAGAUGUAUAUAUGGGAAUUCUGUUGUGUCCAACUUGAUUCCAUUCGAAGUAAAAGAUGAUAUUCAGGAAUUAAAUAUCAAUAAAGUAGAAGGCCAAAUUACAGAUUUAAAUUAUCUGUCAAAAAAAUCCACACCACCAAUUUUUUUUAUUAAUAAUAGAUUAGUAACAUGUGAACCUUUAAGAAGAUCUCUACAACAAGUAUAUCAACUCUAUUUGCCCAAAGGUAACAAACCUUUUAUAUAUUUAAGCUUACUAAUUCAACCAGACACUGUUGAUGUAAAUGUUCACCCAACAAAAAAGGAAGUCAGAUUUUUAAACCAAGAUGAGAUAAUUGAGAAAAUUAGUUCGCAUUUACAGCAGAAAUUGGUAAAAUUAGAUUCUUCUAGAACAUUUAAAACAUCAACUUUACUCACUGGUUCACAAAAGAACGGUAUUUCAUCUACUCCGUUUUCUAACAUACCUUCUUCUUCAUCACAAAGAAAGACUCAAAGAUUACUCGAUGAAUCUGGUGAUAAUCAUUUCCUGUCUUUGUCAUCCCAAAAUAGAGCAUUUAAUAGAUAUGAUUCAGCUGUCGCUAAAGUUAAAAGAUAUGACCACAAUUUAAUCCGUACAGAUUCCAACCAAUCAAAAAUCACAACUUUUUUAAAAUCAAAUCAAUACAUGAAUGAAGUACCUCCAAUAAAUAAUAAGAUAUCUGAUAAACCACAACUAACUCAAAAUUCGACAGAAAACGGUACGGCCACUAUUGAUGAAAAUAAUCGACUGAGUUUUACUGAGUCUGUCACCAAGGUGUGUAACAAUGAAAGUAAUGAAACUAUUUAUCAUGAUAAAUCGUACACAGAAACUAAAAAUAUUGAAAACUUAUAUAAAGAUUUGGAAGAAAAUAAAAAUGAUGAAAUUGAAAUUACAAAAAUUGAAGAUAGUAGUAGAAUAAACUCAUCUUUUGCUAUGGACGUAAACAAUGAUCAAAAAAGUAAAUAUACAAUUUCACCAAAAAAAAGAGUAGAUGUGAAUUUAACUAGUAUCAAGGAGUUACGUGAAGCUGUAGAUGAUUCAACACAUAGGGAAUUAACUACAGUAUUUGCCAAUCUUUCAUAUAUUGGAUUGGUUGAUGAGGAAAGAAGAAUAGCGGCUAUUCAACAUGAUUUGAAAUUGUUUCUAGUAGAUUACGGCUCAGUCUCACAUGAACUGUUUUAUCAAAUCGGAUUAACAGAUUUUUCAAAUUUUGGUAAAAUCAAUUUAGAUUCAAAGUACAAGAGUGAUUUGGUUUUAAUGAACAUUUUAAAUGUAUUCAAUGAUGUUGAACCAACCGUUAAAGAAAACAUUAUAUUAAAGCUUUGGGAAAUGAGAGAAAUGAUGGAUGAAUAUUUCUCUAUAUCAAUUACAUGUGACAACAGCGAAUAUUCUCCUGAUGCUGUGAGGAUUAACUCUUUACCACUGCUAUUAAAGGGCUAUAAUCCACCAUUGGGUAAGCUUCCAUAUCUUAUAUAUCGGUUAGGAACUAAGGUUAAUUGGCAGGAAGAAAAACCGUGUUUUAACGAUAUUAUACACCAAAUUGCUUUAUUUUAUAUUCCAGAAAUAAUACCAAAGAGUAGUACACUAAAGGAAACUGGAAUUAUGGCCACGAACAAGGAGAUUCAAAAUGAGCAAGAUAUUGAACUAGUUAAACGUAAAGAAGAGAUGGUGUCUACUUUAGAACACGUGUUAUUCCCAUGCAUAAAAAGAAGAUUAUUAGCUCCUAGAAAAUUACUUAAAGAUGUUGUAGAAAUUGCUAAUCUGCCAGGCCUAUAUAAAGUCUUUGAGAGGUGUUAA